Messenger RNA from Sphaeramia orbicularis (orbiculate cardinalfish), 1784 nucleotides. RefSeq names its product protein FAM102A-like. Bases 242 to 1399 code for a protein of 385 amino acids. Lineage: Eukaryota; Metazoa; Chordata; Actinopteri; Kurtiformes; Apogonidae. The transcript has 12 exons. The record is from RefSeq and is a predicted model, not a curated record.
GUUAGCGAAGAAAAAAAAAACAGAACUCGACUGUGUUUUCUGUCAUUUAAUGUUGUCAACCCGCCGCUGUCGAGACCCACAGCUCCCGAAAUGCGUCCAGAUUUCUGUGCUGAAUCAUCUCGGACUCCGCAUGUAAACACCAACUGAAACCAGGGGGAACUGAAGUUUUUCAUAGUAUUUUUUGGGGGGAUUUUCUUGUAGUUUUCUGACGUGUUUAUGUAAGAUAAGGCCCUUAAAAACCAUGGCUUUUUUCGUGAAAAAGAAGAAGUUUAAGUUCCAGACCCAUCUGACCCUGGAGGAGCUGACUGCUGUGCCUUUUGUCAACGGAGUUUUGUUCUGCAAACUGCGGCUUUUGGAAGGAGAUUUUGUCGCUACUUCUUCCAGAGAGGAAGUUCAAGAGAACUGUGUCCGCUGGAGGAAGAGGUUUACCUUCAUCUCUAAAAUGAGCGCUAACCCUCACACUGGAGUCCUGGACCCUUCAUUCUGCCGCGUUUCUGUCAGGAAGGAACUUAAAGGAGGAAAAGCUUAUACGAAGCUGGGCUUCACAGACCUCAACAUGGCCGAGUUCGCCGGUUCUGGCUCCACGGUGCGCUGCUGUCUGCUGGAGGGUUACGACACCAAGAACACACGGCAGGACAACUCCAUACUGAAGGUGAUCAUCGGGAUGACCCUUCUGUCUGGAGAUCCGUGUUUCAAAACGCCUCCCAGCACUGCAAAGUCCAUCUCCAUCCCUGGACAAGAGCACACCCUGCAGCUGGACUGUAAGGGGGAGGGCACGGCCGAACCGGGGCCUGGACCAGCCGGGGGGGUUUCUCUGGGCCGAUCCGCCAAACCUCGGCCCUCCAUCAUCAGCUCAGGUCUCCUGGAUGAAUCAGAAACAAACCAGAACCAGUCUGGUCCAGCAGAGGUUUUCCAGUCUGGUCACUCCCGAAACUCCAGCUACGCCAGUCAGCACAGUAAAAUCUCAGGCUACAGCACUGAGCACUCCUGCUCCUCCAGUCUGUCUGACCUCACGCAUCGCAGGAACACGUCGACAGGAAGCAGCACCUCGGGAGGCGUCGGCUUCAUCGCUGACACACCCACAGAGGGCGACAAGGACGCGGGACGUCCGGAAAGACCCCCUCGACCCCCACGGCCUGUCUUACCCAACAGGCCUCCCAGGAGGAAGCAGGACUCUGUGGAGAGUCACCCCUCAUGGGUGAACGACACUCGGAUCGACGCUGACGACAUUGUGGAGAAAAUUGUCCAAAGCCAGAACUUUGAGGAUAUCAAUAACACUGAAGACAGUAACCUACGUCUGUUCGUCAGCAGAGAUGGAACCACAGCACUCAGCGGCAUCAGGCUCGGAAACAGGGUGUCUGCAGGCGGAUACGAGCCCGUGGUGAUUGAGAGCCAUUAAGGAGGGGGUGUGGCUCGUCUGUAGUCUCCGCCUUCUGUCUCGCUGCUGGUUUUCCAUGAGUGUCAGCUGGUCUGACGCCGUGACGGGAAAACCUCGUCAGUUUGCACUUUAUGUGAAAUGUGUAGCGGCGCCGGUGCGCUCGGCUCAGAGUGAACGCGCCCGUGCACAAUAUGUGUUUACCCGCUUCUGUGUUGCAGUAAGUAAAUGUUGGAGGGAGUUUAGAUUUGAAGGUUGGUUCCUGUGGUUCAUUCGGGCUGCGUUUACAUGCACGAAACACUCUUAUUCUGAUAAAGACAGUACUCUGAGUGAGCUGUUUACAUCCAUCCACUACCUUCUGGAAACAUCAGAGUGUGAGUUAUCCAAAAGAACACUGACAUCCAACCCU